Messenger RNA from Oppia nitens, 1658 nucleotides. RefSeq names its product doublesex- and mab-3-related transcription factor A2-like. The transcript is spliced from 4 exons. Gene Ontology annotation, biological process: sex differentiation; regulation of transcription by RNA polymerase II. Gene Ontology annotation, molecular function: protein binding; RNA polymerase II cis-regulatory region sequence-specific DNA binding; DNA-binding transcription factor activity, RNA polymerase II-specific. Gene Ontology annotation, cellular component: nucleus. Bases 18 to 1658 code for a protein of 546 amino acids. The record is from RefSeq and is a predicted model, not a curated record. NCBI's taxonomy places the organism in Eukaryota, Metazoa, Arthropoda, Arachnida, Sarcoptiformes, Oppiidae.
CGCCAAUAAGUACAACAAUGUCUCAACAUUCGCCUCCCAUCUCAGGUCGUAAUCACUCGAGAAAUACUGGGUCCGGUUCUUCCAAUGGAUCAGCCAAUGGACAAACAGCGAGACGACCAAAGUGUGCCCGUUGUCGCAAUCACGGUAUGAUCUCAUGGCUUAAAGGCCACAAAAGGCACUGUCGAUUCCGAGAUUGCACCUGUGCUAAAUGCAACCUAAUUGCAGAACGUCAACGUAUUAUGGCUGCACAGGUUGCCCUUAAAAGACAACAAGCGGCCGAAGACGCCAUUGCAAUAGGUCUUCGAGCAGUGGCUACUGGAGCACCAGUGAACACUUAUCUACCUCCCGGUCCUAUAUUUGGAAUACAAGUGACAGAACCUCUUAGAGACAGUUCCGACAAUUUAUUAAAAACAGAUAAUACUAAUACCAACAGUGAAUCCGGAGAUUUUGAUGCAAACGAUAGUCAAAGCUCUUCAGAUGACAUCAAUAGCAAUGAUAACAUCAACUCAAGACAUGUUGACAUUGAUAUAACAGUAAACUCUCAUUCAUCACAACACCAGAACAUUGAUGAACAACAGCUAAAAAGUGAUGAAACAAAAGGCCAAAUGACGCCUACUAUAGGACAGACAUUUAGUACUGUAAUACCUCAACAAUCGGUUAUAACUGAUAGUAAACCAUCGGAACAGUCGGUAGAUAAUACAAAUACCGACUCAUUGACAGUCAACCAUCAGUCGGAUAUCAAACAAAUACAAAAUAAAAUACUCAAAAACAAUACAACUAAAUAUGCUAUUCGACGACACGCCAUACCUUCACCUCCAAUCCCAACUACCGGUGCGAUGACACCCGAAUUCGGUAAUAAUAUUCCGGCUGACUUCAGACCGGGAAGACUCAGUUCGCUGGACGUAAUCGCUCGCAUAUUUCCAAAUCAGAAGCGAUCGGUACUUGAUUUAGUACUUCAAGGCUGUAAUGGCGAUGUUGUCAAAGCCAUUGAGCACUUCCUUUCGAUAAACGAUGCGAUGAUUUUGCAUUCAAACCAUCCAAAUAGUGGUCACAAUUAUUCGUCAGCAUUUGCCGAAAGUCAGCAAAGACGACGUGAAUUAGAGACUAAUAUAAGUCCUAUUUUAGGCUCAAUUAAGUCAGCCUUUACGCCAUUAAAUUCUGGUAUCAGUUUAUCGGCAACUUCGCCAUUGUUUGCAUCGACACGAAACCCAUCACUGGGUCCGCCACCUCCACCCAUAUUUUCCAAUAUGUUUUCACACUCACCUUCAACUCCAUACCACCGAGACUUCGGUACUUCCCCGUCGAUCGCGCCCUACCCUAAUGCGGCUGCAAUACAUUAUUUGUUUCAUCCAAACAAUGCGUUUUCCAGUGGGCCGACCACCGGUGUCUGUCCAUCUGGAUGUACGCAAUGCACUAAUUCGGUGAGCAAUGCGGCCGCAGUUAUGUUGCAAAGUGGUCGCGGGGCUGACAGUCCAAACUCUGUGUCGGCAUUUAAAGAGGUUCGCACACAAGUAUCGCACGAAACAGCUGUAGACCUGUCGACUGAAGCCAGUUCUUGGAGGAGCAGUCCUUCCAGCAGAGGAAUAAGUUGUUUUUCUACAAAUGUGCAGAAUUUCAAUAUUAUUGUAGAGUUUUUUUCAUAUAUUGUAAACCAUUAA